AUGGAUCAGCACAAGUAUCGCACAGCAGGAGUCCAGGAGAAGCUGGAGAUCGUCGGGGUGGAGGACGAGUCCGGGAACCCCAUCAGCGCACUGACCAUCCUGUCGCUGCUGGAGCGGGUGGCUGGAAUCAUCGACAAUGUCCAGUCCUGCCAGCAGCGAAUGGAGGAACGUCAGCUGGAUCUGGAGAACAACAUCAAGUCUAUCCAGGGCGACGUCCUGAAGCUGGCAAAGGACCACAACGACACCAGUGAGACCGUUGAGAAGCUCCUGCAGAAGACCCGCAAGGUCAGCGCUAACGUCAAGGAGGUCCGGACACGCGUUGAGAAGCAAAAUGUUCGCGUCAAGAAGGUUGAAACUACGCAGGAUGAGCUGCUCACCCGCAACAAGUUCCGUGUCGUCAUCUAUCAGGGUGAGACAGAGAUCCCAUCAGUGGCUGUCACUAAGGGUCCUAAAGGAACAGGCCUGGAUGGACUGGAGAUCGAGCCCGACUCCUAUGAUCUCCCUGCUGACCUCUCCUCCGAUGAAGAGUACCUGAGCGUGGAGGAGUCUGACCCCUCACGAGCCACCCGCAUCAAGAAGUCAAUGGUGAAAAGCAGGGAGACCCUGAAGGCCGCCUUCUCCAAGGAGAACAUGAAUAAAAAAAAAGACAACCUGGGCAACAAGUUCCACAACCUGGGCGAGAAAGUCAUAUCGCCUGAGAGGAGGGAGAAGAUGCACCAAGCCGGUGAGCGCCUGAAACACUCUGGCGAGCGUAUGAAGGAGAACAUCGCCAAGAAAGCCCCUACCAAAGAGACCUUCAAGAUCAAGCUGAAGAAGGAGAGAGCCGUCGCCGAGGGCCAGGAAGGCGCCGAAGCCGAGUCUGACCUCCACACGCAGGCCCACAAAGAGGACGCUUCGGAGGACAGCACGGCCGUCACCUACACCGAGGUCAUCACGGAAACCAAGAGGGAGGGACCUGUGGAUGAGGUCGGCGCUACCCGGAUAGCCGGAGAAGAGGACGAUUACAGGAAGUAG
Molecule: messenger RNA, 1014 nt
Organism: Scomber scombrus (Atlantic mackerel)
Lineage: Eukaryota; Metazoa; Chordata; Actinopteri; Scombriformes; Scombridae
Gene: cavin4a
Product: caveolae associated protein 4a
Exons: 2
Coding region: 1-1014 (337 amino acids)
Biological process (GO): regulation of gene expression
Cellular component (GO): caveola; cytoplasm
Source: RefSeq, a predicted model, not a curated record